Molecule: messenger RNA, 582 nt
Organism: Aspergillus uvarum CBS 121591
Lineage: Eukaryota; Fungi; Ascomycota; Eurotiomycetes; Eurotiales; Aspergillaceae
Exons: 1
Coding region: 1-582 (193 amino acids)
Source: RefSeq, a predicted model, not a curated record
AUGCAUCACCCAAUACCUUCGUCAUCUGCAGGUGAGGCUCAGCCCUCCACCACACAAGCACCGCCCGAUCCACCCCGGUGGUAUCUCGACUUCUGGGUCUACGACGCGCCAAUCAACCUCGCGAUUCCGGAGCUGCUCAUCGGCCUCCGCUGCCAGAUUGAGGACCGCUUCAGGCGCAAGGAGUUCUGUGUCGAGAAGUGCGCCCCGACCGACCGCCACCUGAUGGUCCGGGCCAUCGCCCGCACCGAGGAGAGGCCACAGGAUGCGGAGAAAGAGCAUGAAACGCUGCACGAACAAUUGACCGACGUUCUGGAUCGGCUGAAGUUGACUCUGCCCUUGGACGUCUGGUGGCGCGACAAAAGGGAAGAUCUCCGGUGGUCCAGCGAGUUUCCGUCCCCCUUCGACGACGGUGACAUCGACCAGGAUCCGGACCUGUACAAUCUCCUGCUCAUCAUGGCGCCGAGAUUGCCCGAGACCAUGAUUGCGGCUGAGCCCGUGCCCGAUGACCGGUCGGCUGUGUUCAAGUGGCUGGGGGACAUUCGGCUUUGGGGGCCUUUGCCUGUACUUUCGCGUCAGGUCUAG